AUGGAAUAUUUGGGGUAUGUGUUUGUAGGCAUAGUGACUCUUUUGCUUGUAUGCAUUCCACAUUGGCUUCGCAGUUGGAGGAAGCCCCAGUGCAAUGGAAAGCUCCCACCAGGUUCAAUGGGAUGGCCAAUUCUUGGAGAGACCCUUCAGUUUUCGACUCCUUAUACUAACCGCGGUGUCUCGCCUUUCAUCAGAAAGAGAAUGGACAGGUAUGGGCCAUUGUUCCGAACAAAACUGCUGGGGUGGCCAUUUGUUAUUUCAGCUGAUCCAGACGUGAGCCGCUUCGUCCUCCAACAAGAAGGGAAAUUGUUUCACUGCUGGUACAUGGAAAGCUUUGACAAUCUCUUCGGCCCACAGAAUGUGCUUUCAUCACAAGGGGCUCUGCACAAGUGCUUAAGAAGCCUGAUUUUGAGUCAAUUUGGGUCCGAAAGCCUAAGAACUAGGGUUCUUUCUCAAGUUGAAGACUCGGUGCUUGAAAAACUGUAG
Molecule: messenger RNA, 486 nt
Organism: Vitis riparia (riverbank grape)
Lineage: Eukaryota; Viridiplantae; Streptophyta; Magnoliopsida; Vitales; Vitaceae
Product: cytochrome P450 87A3-like
Exons: 2
Coding region: 1-486 (161 amino acids)
Biological process (GO): sterol metabolic process
Molecular function (GO): oxidoreductase activity, acting on paired donors, with incorporation or reduction of molecular oxygen; iron ion binding; heme binding
Source: RefSeq, a predicted model, not a curated record